UACCUUGCUAUGACAUGGCAUGUUAAGAGUCGCAAGCCGAGGAAGGUGUGACUCUUCCAACAUUAUUUGGCUGACUGGUUAAGUUACUUGUAUGUGGUGAAAAGCGCUUUCUGAUCACAUGAUUUGUGCAUACCGUUCCAGAAAUAGGAAUAACAACAAGGCUGUGUUAUCCGUUUCUGCUAAUCAAACUAGAUAGCCAAUAGCCUAGCUAACAUUAUUUGGCUAAUGAAUAACUACUGUAGAUAGCUAACUAGUAAUUGGAAUGGAAUUUGGAAGCCUCUUAAUUUUGCUAGCUGAGUAUCCUGAGUGCAAAAGGCUUCCUUCAGUUCAGUGGAAGUUUUAUUGGUGAAUCACGGUUCAGUCUUCAAACUCAGUCACCAUGUCUGAUACCAAGAUGUAUUACAGCAGACCAACUCUUAUUUCCAAUUGGCAUAAAAACAGAGAGGCCGAACCCAAAGACUAUGACUUCACUCGUUGUCCAGAUGGAAAGAAGAAACUCAGCAAAUCUACCUACAAACACUUUGGAACCUACAUGGAUGCUGAUUGGAGCACCAGUACAGAAACCCAAAUGUCACAGUAUCUACUGAAGAGAGAUUAUGAGCCCAAGAAGAUUCUCAAGUCUAUGGUAGAGGCUGGCCACUUCCAGUCUGCAGACUUUGACAAACGUACAGUCAGCAGAGACACAGCAGGACAUGUGACUGGUGUGACCAAUAGCAUCCUGCCACAUCAUCGCCCCGGGCAUGACAAGAUGAAGUUGGACUCCACAUAUGCAGUGGAUUACCUGCCCCCAUGGGACUCCAGCAAAGAYGCGAGAACCAUGAAGGGCCUAGCAGCAGACAGCAUUCCUGACUACAGGAAGCCCCAGUCCCAGUUCACAGACACCGCCGACUACCGUCGCGGGGGCAGGAACACCUGGCAGGAUGAGAGCGGGGUCUAUGGUACCCUGGGAGCCACAUCCAGGGCCCAGGCUCAGCCAUCCAACCCCAUCUGCCCCUAGAACCCUCACCCUCCCUGGGGAACCACCACAGCAUGGCCUCCUUAACCUGGAUCUCACUGACCAAGACUAUUUUUCUCACUACAGACUUUACUGUAGCAACUUUUUACCUCAGUAUUUCUCURUCUUUCACCUCGAGCUAUUGCUGUUUUGUCAUUUUUACAUGAAUAAAGCAAGUAUUGCAUGCCCAACGUUUGUUUUCCAACAACAGUGUUUCAUUGGAGUGGUGUCAGUGGAAAUGGAUACACCGCUGUGCUCAGUAUUGGUGUUGCAUCCCUCAGUGUUCAGUCUUUUAGCAUCUGGUGUCUCUCUGUGAGGUUUAUAAU
This is a messenger RNA of Salvelinus sp. IW2-2015, 1320 nucleotides long. RefSeq names its product cilia- and flagella-associated protein 95. Lineage: Eukaryota; Metazoa; Chordata; Actinopteri; Salmoniformes; Salmonidae. The record is from RefSeq and is a predicted model, not a curated record. Gene Ontology annotation, cellular component: plasma membrane.